Molecule: messenger RNA, 615 nt
Organism: Knipowitschia caucasica
Lineage: Eukaryota; Metazoa; Chordata; Actinopteri; Gobiiformes; Gobiidae
Source: the annotation of a GenBank genome assembly
AUGACCAGCGACGGAAUCUGUGGAUACAGACGUGUGGAUACAGACGUGUGGAUACAGACGUGUGGAUACAGACGUGUGGAUACAGACGUGUGGAUACAGACAUUGUGGUGUGUGGUGUGUGGUGUUGUGUGGUGGUGGUGUGUGGUGGUGUGUGGUGUGUUGGUGUGGUGGUGUGGUGGUGUGUGGUGGUGUGUGUGGUGUGGUGUUGGUGGUGUGUGUGGUGUGGUGGUGUUGGUGUGGUGUGUGGUGUGGUGUGUGGUGGUGUGGUGUUGUGUGGUGUGUGGUGGUGGUGUUGUGGUGUGGUGGUGUGUGGUGUGGUGUGGUGUGUGGUGUGUGGUGGUGUGUGUUGUGGUGUGGUGUGUGUGUGGUGUUGUGUGGUGGUGGUGUGGUGUGUGGUGUGUGGUGGUGUUGUGGUGUGGUGUGGUGUUGUGGUGUGGUGUGGUGGUGGUGGUGGUGUUGUGGUGUGUGGUGUGUGUGGUGGUGUUGGGUGGUGUGUGUGGUGUGGUGUGUGUGGUGUUGGUGGUGUGGUGUGGUUGGUGUGGUGUGGUGUUGGUGGUGUUGGUGUGGUUGGUGUGUGGUGGUGUGGUGUGUGGUGUGGUGUGUGAUGGUGUGUGA